CACAGACAGAGAGACCAGAGACUGUGGAGACUUUGACUCUUUCUGGGGCAAACUGGGCUGAGGAGGCUGAGGAAGAAAGUCUAGGCGCAGAGAGAAGUCCUUCGCCAUGGCAUCUGUAUCAUUUCGAGAGCCAAUAUCUGCCACAGUAGGAAAACGGAUGAUCGUGACAGGCCCAGAUUAUAUAAAGGAUCAUCUACCUAAAGUUCAUCAGCACACGUCCUAUAUAGGAGAAAAACGCCCAGCAUUGGAAAAGACUGGAGAUCUCAGAUAUUUAUGGAGACCUGCCUCAAAUGGAAACUUACCAGCAAAAUAUAAAUACGAGUAUGUUGGUGAAGUUGGUUGGGGAAUACCAGAGUAUGAUUUUAUCAACCAAACAAGGCUUCGGACUGGCUUUCAGAUCAAGUAUGGAGAACUAAGUCAAGCCUCUAUUGAUAAAAUAAGCCACAGAUACCAAAACCCAUGGCAACCAAAACCUGAGAUUAUGGAUAUGCAAGGAAAAUACAGUCGUGGUUCUAUUGCCUGGCAUAUGGGAGAUUAUGAGAACACCAAUGAGAGAAAUUCAAGAAGAUCUGUCCUUGUCAGGCAGAGCACAACAGCAUUGCCAAGAGCUUCCAGAUCACCUAAGUUGCCCAAGGUGCCAAGAAAGGAGGAGAAAAAGAGAGUUCAGCCUCUACAUCAGCGUGAUGCAGCUUGCUACUAGGAAGAAAAAGUGCCUGCAAAUAUAGAACAAAAGUAAGGUUGUCAUAACCCAUAAGUGCUUCUCACAUUACCCCUUUGGGACAGAGGUCCUUCAAGAAUAUGCUUCAGUCUAAACCCCAAAUAAAUAAAAGAUUUUGGUGAAAA
Mustela lutreola (European mink) is the source of this 843-nucleotide messenger RNA. RefSeq names its product sperm microtubule inner protein 2 (gene SPMIP2). The record is from RefSeq and is a predicted model, not a curated record. The transcript has 5 exons. NCBI's taxonomy places the organism in Eukaryota, Metazoa, Chordata, Mammalia, Carnivora, Mustelidae. The coding region runs from base 107 to 700 and encodes 197 amino acids.